Molecule: messenger RNA, 9397 nt
Organism: Bufo gargarizans (Asiatic toad)
Lineage: Eukaryota; Metazoa; Chordata; Amphibia; Anura; Bufonidae
Gene: LAMA2
Product: laminin subunit alpha 2
Exons: 64
Coding region: 1-9321 (3106 amino acids)
Biological process (GO): regulation of cell adhesion; cell adhesion; regulation of cell migration
Molecular function (GO): signaling receptor binding
Source: RefSeq, a predicted model, not a curated record
AUGUUAACCCGGAACCUAGAAGUGGAGAACAGUUGGAAUCUGAGUAGGUUUGGAACUGCAAUGAAGCUGCAGGUUUUCCAGAUUGCUUAUGUUAUCAUUAAAGCUGCCAACUCCCCACGGCCUGGAAACUGGGUUUUAGAAAGAUCUCUUGACGGGAUUACUUAUAAACCAUGGCAGUACCACGCCAUCACUGACAGCGAGUGUUUGACCCGGUAUAAUAUUAUUCCCCGACCUGGCGUACCCUUAUACACGAAGGACGAUGAAGUUAUCUGCACAUCUCAUUAUUCAAAGAUUCACCCACUUGAAAAUGGAGAGAUUCACACCUCUCUCAUAAAUGGGAGACCAAGUGCUGAAGAUCCCAGUCCAACGCUCUUAGAAUUUACAUCUGCUCGCUUCAUACGACUGAGACUGCAAAGGAUCCGUACCCUAAAUGCUGAUUUAAUGAUGUUAGCCUAUAAUGAUCCACAAGAUUUAGAUCCAAUUGUUACAAGACGGUACUUUUACUCUAUAAAAGAUAUUUCUGUGGGCGGAAUGUGCAUCUGCUAUGGUCAUGCAAGGUCUUGUCCGUGGGAUACAAAGACUAAUAAAUCAUCCUGUGAAUGUGAACACAAUACAUGUGGUCACAGCUGUGACAGAUGCUGUCCUGGAUUCCACCAGAAACCUUGGCGUGCUGGGACCUUUCUCACAAAGCAUGAAUGUGAACCAUGUAACUGUCAUGGAAAGACAGGUGAAUGCUAUUACGAUCAAGAAGUGGCUGACCAGAAUCUGAGUUUGAAUAUUAAUGGAGACUAUAUCGGAGGAGGAGUUUGUGUCAACUGUACUGAGAACACUGCUGGAAUAAAUUGUGAAUCUUGUAUAGAUCGUUUUUACAGACCACAAUGGCUGUCUCCAAGUCAUCCUAACCCUUGCCAGCCAUGUAAUUGUGAUCCAAUAGGCUCAUUACAGGAUGUAUGUGUCAAGGAUAAAAAAGAAGCUACUGAAGACUUGCUUCCUGGAUCCUGUUAUUGCAAACCUGGGUACGCAGGAGAAAAAUGUAAUCAGUGUGAUCUGGGAUACAAAGGAUAUCCAAAUUGUGUAAAAUGUAACUGCAGCGUUCCAGGCAGCAUAAAUGAAGAUCCUUGUGUCGAUCCAUGCAUUUGUAAGGAAAAUGUGGCAGGAAAUAACUGUGAUGUAUGUAAGCAUGGUUACUUUAACCUUAAGCGUGACAAUCCAAGAGGAUGUGAUCAGUGCUUUUGUUCUGGAGUUUCAAAUAUCUGCAUUAAUUCUCGUCUUUCAUAUGCUAAGAUCACCGAUAUGAAUGGAUGGUACCUUACAGAAUUAGAUGGUAACAUCAAAAUUGCACCUACAAAGGACAAAUAUGAUGGCCCACAGCAACUAAGUAUUAAAAGAGGUGAUGCCCGAUCCCAAGGGCUACUGGAUGUGAUUUAUUGGUCGGCACCUGCAUCAUACUUACACAGCAAAGUUGUGGCAGUGGGAGGACAUUUAACAUACACAAUCUCCUAUGACACAUCUGUAAAAGACGAGGCUGAGGAGUUCACAGAUCAUUCAAGCAUCAUUAUUGAGGGCAAUGGAAUAUGGAUUAGUACCUCACAAUAUGAAGCUGACUUGCACCCCUUCGAAGAACGCACAGUAAAAGUAGUACUGCAUCCAGAAUACUUCAAAAUGCACUCAACAGGUUAUCAAGUCAGCAGAGAGGACUUCAUGACAGUCAUGGCAAAUGUUAAAAGACUUCUUAUCAGAGCAACGUAUAGCAACCAACCAGAUGCAAUCUAUCGAUUGAGCUCUGUUAACCUUGAAGUAGCUGAGGAAUCCUCAUCUAGUGGACGCACAGCUUAUGAUGUAGAGAUAUGUCAGUGCCCUCCUGGAUACAGUGGAACUUCUUGUGAAGCCUGUUUGGCAGGGCACAGGCGAGUUAAUGGCACCCUGUUUGGAGGGAAGUGUGAGCCUUGUCGAUGUUUUGGUCACUCUGACUCAUGUGAUGAUAUUACGGGAUUCUGUCAAAACUGCAAGCAUAAUACCUAUGGACGAUAUUGUGAUUACUGUCUACCAGGCUUUUAUGGGAAUCCAACCGAUGGAACAGAUGAGGACUGCCUGCCAUGUGCCUGUCCACUGAGCAUAGCUUCUAACAAUUUUAGUCCAUCAUGCUACCUGGACCCAACCCGUGGAUUAGUUUGUGACGCCUGUCCACCUGGAUACACAGGGCUGCGCUGUGAACGGUGUGCUAAUGGGUAUUUUGGCCAACCUUCACUACCGGGAGGAUCCUGCCAACCAUGCCAAUGCAAUGACAACCUCGACCUUUCAGCCCCAGGCUGUUGUGACAGUAAAACGGGUGAAUGCCGUAUAUGUAAGCCAGGUGUGACUGGAGAAUAUUGUAAUAAAUGUUCAGAAGGAUAUUUUGGAAAUGCACUUGGGCCAAGUAGCUGUCAACCAUGCAACUGUAACAUCAAUGGAUCUACAUCCACGGUUUGCAAUCUUCAGACAGGACAAUGUGAGUGCAGAAGUAAUGUGAAGGGUCGCCAGUGUGAUGAGUGCUUGCCAAACUGUUGGUGGGAUUCUGACAAGCAGGUAUGUCUACCUUGUAACUGCAGUGUCAGCAGCUCAGUGUCCCAGCGCUGUGACAUUACAGGCAGAUGUAUCUGUAAACCUGAGUACUUUGGGAAACGAUGUGAGUUUAGAAGACAGGUAUAUGAAAGGAAAAAUCCCACCUGGAAAUCCCAAAGUUUUCAAGCUCUACCCAGUAGGAGAUGGAAUUACCCUACUUCAAGAGGUUGUCCUCGGGGAGCUUACAAACCAGCUACUCCGCCACAAACAUAUGGUCCUGUAUCUGCACAAGGAUGUGUACCCUGUAACUGCAAUUCUUUUGGAUCCAAGUCAUUUGACUGUGAUGAUAAAGGUCAAUGUCAUUGUCAGCCAGGAGUAGCCGGAGAUAAAUGUGAUCGAUGUGCUCAUGGAUUCUUUGACUUCCAAGAAGGCGGUUGUACCCCUUGUGAUUGUCCUCAUGUUGGGAAUAAUUGUGAGGCAGAAACUGGUCAGUGUGUUUGUCCUACCAACACCAUUGGAGAGCAGUGUGACAAGUGUGCACCAAAUCACUGGGGAUACAGCAUUAUCACUGGAUGCAAGGCUUGUGACUGUGGUGGUCCAGGAUCUCUGAGCACACAAUGUAAUGCAGAUACAGGUUGCUGUUUCUGCCGUCCAAAUUUCUCAGGAGACAAGUGCACUAGUUGUAGAGUAGGAUACCGCAAUUAUCCCCAUUGUGUUAACUGUGAUUGCACUUUAGCUGGAAGUAAACCUGAGAGCUGUGAUCAUGAAAUCGAAAAAUGUUCUUGUGCUGAAGAGACAGGACAGUGCAGCUGUAAGACAAACGUGGAAGGGGUCCACUGUGACAGAUGCAAACCCAGCACUUUUGGACUUCACAUAGGGAAUCCACUUGGUUGUAGCAGCUGUUACUGCUUUGGCCUGACUACCCAGUGUGCAGAAGCAGAUGGACUGAUCCGAAUGUGGCAAUCUUUAAAGCCCGAUCAGAUGGUAUUAGAAUUGACAGACUUCACCUUGCAGCACCAGACUACAAAAGGGGUAUUUUUCCAGCAUCCAGAGAUCAUUGCUCUUAUUGAUCAAGUGAAGCAAGACCUCCAUUCUGAACCAUUUUAUUGGAAACUACCAGAACAAUUUGAAGGUAGAAAGCUUACAGCUUAUGGAGGAAAGCUUAAGUAUACAAUAUACUUUGAAGCCAGAGAAGAAACUGGACCAUCAGCCUAUGAGCCCCAAGUUGUUAUUAGGGGUGGUCCUGCCUCAAACCAUAGAAUCAUUGUCCGAAAUGUGCCAGAUCCUCUAAAUGGCCAGCUGACUAGGCAUGACAUUGAGAUGACAGAGUUUGAAUGGAAACAUAUUGACGGAGGAUCUGUGAGUCGAGAAGACUUCAUGGAUGUUCUGUUUGACAUUCAAUACAUUCUAAUUAAGGCAUCCUAUGGGAGAGUAUUGAGACAAACCAGAAUUUCUGAAGUAUUUCUGGAAGUAGCAGAAGAAGGCACAUCUUUCACUAUGAGUCCAAAAGCCAGUCGGAUUGAGAAAUGUGAAUGCCCAGUAGGAUAUUCAGGGCUUUCAUGUGAGUCAUGUUCUCCUGGAUUCUACAGAAUGGCUCCUGCAUCCCCAGGUAGGAGGCCUGGUCCUACUCUUGGGACUUGUGUGCCCUGUCAGUGCAAUGGGCACAGUGAUAUGUGUGAUCCACAGACUUCUGUUUGUCAGGCCUGUAAACAUAACACCACUGGAGACCAUUGUGAGUGGUGUGCACCAGGAUUCUAUGGAACAGUCAGAGGCUUCCCAGAUGACUGCCGUCCAUGUGCUUGUCCUCUCCACAUAGCAAGCAACAAUUUCAGCCCUACAUGCAUCAUGCAAGGAACUAAUGAUUACAGAUGUACAGCUUGUCCUCAGGGAUAUGAAGGCCAGUACUGUGAAAGGUGUGCAUCAGGUUAUACUGGCAAUCCCAGCAUUCCAGGAGGCUCCUGUCAGGAAUGUGAGUGUAACCCUUAUGGAUCAUUGUCCAUGAUCUGUCAUCCAAGCACUGGCCAAUGCACGUGUAAACCAGAAGCUACAGGCCUGAAAUGUGGUGGCUGCACUGACCGGCAUGUACGGGAGGGUCCACUUUGUGCAUUUUGCGAUGAUGAAUGUACAGGCCUCCUUCUUGAUGACUUGGAUCAGCUGAACCAGAUGGUCAUGAGCGUCAAUCUUUCUGGCCCACUGCCUCCACCAUACAGAAUGCUGUUUAGCAUUGAAAAUGAGACUCAAGAAUUAAAGCAUUUACUGUCACCUCAACGAGCUCCUGAAAGACUGCUCCAGCUGGCACAAAACAACCAAGAUACUCUUGUCAUUGAGAUAGAUGAGCUACUGAACAGGGCAGCAAAAGUAUCUGCAGAUGGGGAACAGACUGGAAAGGAUGCUGAAAGGACAAAUGAAAGGGCAAAACAACUGAAGAAUUUUGUAAAGGACAUCCUACAGACAUCAAAAGACUUAUAUGACAAAGCUGUAAAGCUGAAUGAAACACUAGGUAUACAAAACAAAACAUUGGAGAAAAGUCUCCAAGAGCUACAGAAGGAUGUUGACAAGAUGAUGGCUGAGCUCAGGAGAAGAAUGUUCAAGAACCAGGAAAAAGCAGCUGCAGAUGAGCUAAAGGCAGCAGAAGGUCUUCUCAAUAGAGUAAAGAAGCUAUUUCAAGAUCCUCAUAACAAAACUAAUGACUUAAAUCUUGAGGUGAAGGACAAGUUAAGGCACUUCCAAGACAAACUGGAGGAUGUCUUAGACAUGCUCCGAGAAGCCCGAGGGAAAAUAAGAGAAUCCAACCAUCUCUCAGCUAUCAAUAAACACAAUAUGACUGCUCUGGAGGGACAUAAGCAAGCCGUUGAAAAAGGCAAGAAAGAGACUGAGAACACACUAAACGAGUCAGAUGACAUCAUGACAGAAGUCAACAACUUAGCACAAAAUAUUAAUGAAGCUGAAAAUGAAUUGAUGGAUAUAAACAAAGAACUACCACAACUGACUAAAAGAUUAAAUGUCAAAAUAAACAAUCUCACUGAUGAGAUCCAAACCAGGGAUCUUCCAGAGCAAGUACUCCAGGCAGAACUACAUGCAGCACAGCUAGCAGAGUCUUCUAGAAUGCUUGAUGGAAUCCUUGCUGAAGCUAAAAACCUUUCACUUAAUGCUACAGCAGCUUUCAAUGCAUACAGCAAUAUCAAGAACUUGAUUGGUAAUGCAGAUGAUGCUGCAAAGGAGGGCAAAGCCAAGGCUAAUGAAGCAGUAGAACUGGUUACUGGUCCCCAGGGACCCCUUAAAGACAAAGCUAAAAGUUCCAUUCAAAAAAGCUUCCGAGUUCAUACGGAUGCUAAAACACAGAGUCUUGAUUUAAAAGAAAAGGAGAAUGAACUUGCUGCAAUGAAGGACAAACUGCAAAAUGCAGAUGAGAAAAAUCUAAACUUGGUCAGAGCUCUCAAUGACACACUUGGAAAGCUAUCUGCAAUACCUAAUGAUACAAUAGUGAAGAUUCAAACUGCAAAAGACAAAGUCAAGCAAGCAAAUGAUACUGCCAACGAUGUUCUUGCACGUAUCAAAGAUCUUAAUCUGAAUCUCCUGGGGUUGAAGCAGAACUACAGUGCACUAAAGGAAGAUGUUGCUAAAACCAAUGCUGUUGUAAAAGUCGACAAUGUUACAGAUGCUGGCGAAAGAGUAAAGCUGCUCGAAAAAGAAGCUGAUCGUUUAUUGGAUAAACUAAAACCUAUUAAGGAGCUUCAGGAAAACCUGGGCAAAAAUAUCUCUCAGAUCAAGGAGCUGAUAAACCAAGCACGCAAACAAGCUAAUUCUAUCAAAGUUUCGGUGUCAUCUGGAGGCGACUGCAUUCGUACUUAUAAACCUGACAUUAAGAAAGGCAGAUAUAACACCAUCAUUUUAAAUGUAAAAACAAGUACUCCUGACAAUCUUCUGUUCUAUCUCGGGAGCAACAAAUUUACUGACUUCCUAGCAAUUGAAAUGAGGAAAGGCAAGGUGAACUUCUUAUGGGAUGUAGGAUCAGGAGUUGGCCGAGUUGAAUAUCCUAACUUAGACAUCAAUGAUGAUUCUUGGUAUAGAGUUGAAGCUUCACGGUCAGGAAUCAAUGGAACAAUUUCAGUGCAGGCAUUUGACGGUCCUAAAGCAAGUAUUGUGCCCAGUAUAUACAGCUCUACUUCACAGCCUGGUUAUACUAUUCUGGAUGUUGAUGGACAUGAACUAUUUGUUGGUGGCUUGACUGGAAAAAUAAAGAAGGCUGAUGCUGUUAAAGUAACAACAUUUACCGGCUGCAUGGGAGAAACGUUUUUCGAUGGCAAGCCAAUUGGAUUGUGGAAUUACAGAGACAGAGAAGGUGACUGCAAAGGAUGCAGUGUAAGCCCACAGGUGGCCGAUAGUGAAGGAACUGUCCAAUUUGACGGAGAUGGAUAUGCACUUGUCAACCGCCCUGUCCGCUGGAACCCCAAUAUUUCCACUAUCAUGUUCAAAUUUAAAACAUUUUCCUCAAGCGCCUUGCUAAUGUACCUGGCAACAAGUGACUUGAAAGAUUUCAUGAGUGUCGAGCUGAGUGAUGGGCGUAUAAAAGUUAGCUAUGAUCUGGGAUCGGGGACGGCCUAUGCAGUUAGCGACAAGAAUUAUAAUGAUGGAAAAUGGAAAUCUUUCACCCUGUCUAGAAUACAGAAACAAGCCAAUUUCUCAAUUGUGGACAUGGAUACAAAUGAAGAGGAAAUAGUAGCCAGUACAUCAACAGGAAGUAACUUUGGCCUUAAUCUAAAAUCUGAUGAGAAGAUCUACUUUGGUGGACUACCUGGACUGAGCAGCCUAAGCCCCAGUGUAAAAGCAAGGCCUGAAGUUAAUUUAAAGAAGUAUGCUGGCUGUCUGAAGGAUAUUGAAGUCUCCCGAACACCAUACAACUUACUUAGCAGUUCUGAUUACAUAGGAUUAACCAAAGGUUGUGCCCUUGAGAAAGUGCUAUCAGUCAGUUUUUCAAAACCUGGUUAUAUAGAAGUGCCACCAGUAUCAAUGGAUGUCGGGACAGAAAUUACACUAUCAUUCAGCACCAAAAAUGAGUCUGGAAUGAUAUUAUUUGGCAAUGGAGGAUCUCUUAUUUCACCAAGAAGAAAGCGUAGACAAAGUGGACAGGCUUUUUAUGCAGUUCUGUUAAGAAAAGGCAAGUUGGAAGUUGCUGUCUCAGGAUCUAAAGAACCACAUCAAAUAAUCAUUAGACCCGAAAAAAAAACAUUUCAUGAUGGUAAAGAACAUUCCAUCCGAAUAGAAAGAUCAAGAAACAUACUAACAGUACAAGUCGAUGAGGAUAGAAACCAGACACUGAAAUUACCAGCUAGCUAUUCCAUAAGUGUGAAAAAGCUCUUUGUAGGUGGAAUCCCGUCUGAUGUACAAUUUCCCCACUACAAGAGCAUACCGCCAUUUGAAGGAUGCAUUUGGGACCUAUUAAUCAAUGCAGUGCCAACAGACUUUGCACAACCUGUAUCAUUUGAGAAUGCAGAUAUUGGACAGUGCCUUACACAGGAGCAAGAUGGAGGCAUAGACCAAGAUGGAUCUCAAGAAUCAGCCACCAAGCCACCACAGGUCAUCCCGGGUCCUAUCCCAUCAAGUGAGCCUGACACCACUGAAGUGAAGAGUGCCAAUAUCACAGAUGAGCUUGAUUCUACAACGGGUUGUGCGGCCGACAUAAGACCAGAAGUUAUACAAGGAGGAAAGCAGUUUGGCCUCUCCAAAAACAGCCACAUGGCAUUUGCAUUUGAUGAUACCAAAGUGAAAAACACCCUAUCAAUAGAACUUGAGCUUCGCACUAAGGCAGAUUCAGGCUUGAUCUUCUACAUGGCUCGAAUCAACCAUGCUGAUUUUGCCACAAUUCAGAUUAAAGAAGGGAUGGCACACUUUAGAUAUGACCUGGGAAGUGGAGACACUACCACAAUGGUGCCUCAAAGAGUGAAUGAUGGAGAAUGGCAUAAGAUAAACAUAUUCAGAACAAAGCAGACAGGAUAUCUAUUUGUCGAUGGAAUUGCAAACAGUACAAACAGUCCAAAGAAAGCAGACAUUCUGGAUGUGGUGGGCAUGCUGUACGUUGGCGGAUUGCCUAUUAAUUAUACUACCAAAAGAAUUGGACCGGUUCUCCAUAGUAUUGAUGGCUGCAUCCGGAAUUUUAGAAUGGUAGAAGGAAAUACAGACUUUAAUAAACCUACCUCUAGCUUUAACGUUGGUUCAUGUUUUGCAAAUCCUCAGAAAGGAACAUAUUUUGACGGAUCAGGAUUUGCAAAGACAGUGGGAGCUUUUAAAGUAGGAACAGAUCUGUUAAUAGAAUUAGAAUUCCGAACAACCAAGACUAAUGGUGUUCUUAUCGGUAUCAGUGGUAAAAAGAUGGAUGGACUGGGCAUUGAAAUGGUGGAUGGUAAACUUAUUUUCCAUGCUGAUAACGGAGCCGGACGUUUCACUGCAGUUUAUGAACCUGAGGUGCCAGGUAGCUUGUGUGAUGGACAGUGGCACAAAGUGACAGCAAAUAAAAUAAAGCACCGUUUAGAGAUGAUUGUUGAUAACAACAAAGUAGAAGCCUCAAGUCCAAAUGCUGCAUCCACAUCAACGGACACCAAUGAUCCAGUCUUUGUAGGAGGAUAUCCCGAAGACGUGAAGCAGUUUGGCCUGACCACUCAAGUGAGCUUUAAAGGGUGCAUCAGAGAUCUGAAACUUGCUAAAGGCACUGCCAGGCCACAGGAAAUCAAUUUCAGCAAGUCGCUGGAAAUAAAGGGAGUGCAGCCAUUAUCAUGCCCAUGAUCUCAGUGCUGCCACAGAGACCAAUAACUGCAACAGUUCCAUGUUAUGAUGUGUGUCAAUAUGCAUGAUAACAUUA